Messenger RNA from Prunus armeniaca (apricot), 735 nucleotides. The record is from the annotation of a GenBank genome assembly. NCBI's taxonomy places the organism in Eukaryota, Viridiplantae, Streptophyta, Magnoliopsida, Rosales, Rosaceae.
AUGGCAACUGCUGGAAUGUCAGCCAUAGCCCCCCCUUGCCAUGGCAAGAUUCUCACUGCUGGAAGUGCCCUAAUAGAAGAGUUGAAUGAAGAAGGGUUGAAUCAAGAAGUAGGUGGACAAGGCAAAGAGUUGAAUGAAGAAGGGUUGAAUCAAGAAGCAGGUGGACAAGGUAGAGAGUUGACUGAAGAAUGGUUGACUGAUCAAGCUUCUAAACAAGGCAAAGAAAAGUCUAUUAUGAAUAAUAAAGAGAAUUCUGACAAGGGCCAAGAAAAGGCUAAUAAGGGUUGUUCUGAUAAAGGCAAAGGCACAGAUAAAGUGAUGGAUGACAUAUGCGGUAGUUUAAGGAAGACAAAGAUUGUUCACCAGAAAGACAAAGAAAUUGUGGAAGGAAGGGUUGAGGGCAUUAGGAUCGAGUCCAAAAGCCAUUCCAUGAAGUUGAGAAGUGGAAAAAGAUAUGCAAAUGCUGCAGACUUUAAAGAUUUUGAUGAUGAUUCUGCUGAUAGGGUUAAAGAAACUGGGAAUGAGGCUGCUGCUGAUUGGCCUACAUAUAUUGAAUUGGAUUUUGAAGAUUCUGAGUGCAAGGAUUAUGCCAAGUAUAAUUCUGAUGAUGAAGCUAAUAAGAAUUGGCCAGAGUUCAAUGCUGCAACUGACAUGCCACUUCUGAAGCACAACCAGCCUCAACUUCAUGUCCUCAUGCUUCAACUUCUGUUUCAACUGCAGGAUCAAAUGUUGUAA